AUGUCAACUCUCCAAGAAAUCACCUCUGAAUCCGAGUUCGCUCAGCACCUCGCCUCCCUUCCCCCAUCAGCCCUUCUAGUUCUCUCAUUUUACACACCCUGGGCCGCACCAUGCACUCAAAUGCGCACAAUCCUCAACACCCUCGCCGGCGGAUACCCAGUUACUUCGCCACCCAAUAUCUCCUUCGUUAGUGUAAACGCCGAAGAACUACCGGAUAUCUCAGAAGAAUACGAUGUCACCGCCGUCCCAUUCUUGGUCCUGAUUCGCAACAAGAAGGUCCUUGAAUCAAUAAGCGGAAGUGAUGCCGUCAAGGUCCGCGAUGCAAUUGAGCGUCAUGCCGGUCAGGCUACUUCAACAGUUCCGGGGUCGAAAUCGACUAUUCCACCCGUUCUUACCGCAACACCCCGCGAGCCUGCUGUUUCAGGAGCAGCUACAGACAUUCCCACCGCUGGUGCUGGCGCUGACCCAGCUGCCGCCGCACCCUCCGUAGCCGCCGCCACAGCAGCACCCGCCGCCUCCGCCGAAGAAACCAAAGAAGCCCUCUUUGCGCGUCUCGCCGAGCUCGUCAAAGCCGCUCCAGUCAUGCUCUUCAUGAAAGGUACGCCGAGCGCACCUGAAUGCGGGUUCAGCCGUCAGCUUGUGGGAAUACUGCGCGAGAAUGGAGUCAAAUAUGGAUUUUUCAAUAUUUUGGCGGAUGAGGAUGUGCGCCAGGGAUUAAAGGAGUUUGCAGACUGGCCUACAUUCCCGCAGUUGUGGGUUCAAGGUGAGCUUGUUGGAGGUUUGGAUAUUGUCAAGGAGGAAAUCAGCGCCGAUCCUGAUUUCUUGAAGGCUUAUGCUGUUCAGCGGCCGACUGCUACGGCUUAG
Molecule: messenger RNA, 864 nt
Organism: Talaromyces marneffei
Lineage: Eukaryota; Fungi; Ascomycota; Eurotiomycetes; Eurotiales; Trichocomaceae
Exons: 2
Coding region: 1-864 (287 amino acids)
Molecular function (GO): 2 iron, 2 sulfur cluster binding
Source: RefSeq, a predicted model, not a curated record